AUGAUGAUGCUGCCCGCCACCCGCCUUGGUCCCCUGCCAACUCUGCUGCUGGUAUGGGCGGCCUCCGUCGCCGCCAGCGACACAAUCACCUCGGGCAAGAUCAAGGUCCAGCUGUUUGCUGCGCCUUCGUUCCUUAGCGAAGUAAGCGUCGACGCGUACAACAACCAGUGUCUCUCACUCGAUAACAACCUCAUCGAUGGGCGCGUGCAGAGCAUAUUGGUCGGCGGCCACGAUGUCGCGAGCGUAUUGCAACGCGACGACUUCUGGAACUGUAGAUUUUACGACAAUUACGACUGCAAAGGCGACAUGGACAUGGAUUCGUACCUCACUGUUCCCGACGGCGUAAACAACCUUGGCAGCAUUGGCUGGGGCACCAAGAUCCACGGCCUCAAAUGCCGCAAUUUCGCGUCCACGGACGAUUGA
Messenger RNA from Bipolaris victoriae FI3, 423 nucleotides. RefSeq lists its product as hypothetical. The record is from RefSeq and is a predicted model, not a curated record. The transcript has 3 exons. NCBI's taxonomy places the organism in Eukaryota, Fungi, Ascomycota, Dothideomycetes, Pleosporales, Pleosporaceae. Bases 1 to 423 code for a protein of 140 amino acids.